ACAUGGGAAAUGGGACACAAACGCCAAGGCUGAGCGCGCUGAUAGCAUUUCCAUCGUUGUUUUUCUCUACUUUAGUCACCACUCUGGAUAUAUCGUACAGCAGUGCGUUGUAAAAGCUCUAUACUAGGCAGGCUUUUUUCUGCGCUUACCCAUAAAAUCGCACACUUUCGGAUCAUCUUGAUGGGCCUGAUAUGAUCUCCAAUCUAUAUUUCUUCUUUCAGAAAUGCUGUUCUUUCAACAGUCAACCUGUCGUUUGGAACUGCUGGCCAGAUGUGGAUUGUUGCCCUGUGGGACAGAAGAGCUAAAUUUAAUCUCACGGAUGGUGAUGUAACUAUUCAGAUUCAUUUGGAUACAUUGGAUUUCCUGGAUCGCACCCAAUCGCAUCCGUCGAAGAAAGAAACAAACAUCUAUAUCACGCACACUGGGCUGGGAAUAACUCCAGACAAUGCUUCACUGUUCGAGCUGUGAAAAGCCUAUCCUUGAUAGGUUCCUGCUCAAAGUUUUGGACAGACCAUGGCACAUCAAAUGUGUCCAGUGCUGCGAAUGCAAAUGCGCAUUGACAGAGAAAUGUUUUUCACGAGAAGGGAGACUGUAUUGUAAGAAUGACUUCUUUAGGAGAUUUGGGACCAAGUGUGACGGUUGCGCCCAGGGAAUUUUACCCAGUGAUCUUGUCCGCAGAGCCAAGAGCAAAGUGUUUCACCUCAACUGUUUCACCUGUGUGAUGUGUAACAAACAGCUGUCCACUGGAGAGGAACUGUACAUCUUGGACGAAUUCAAGUUUGUCUGUAAAGAGGACUAUCUAAACAACAAUGGAAAAGACACAAUCCUCCUUUCAGUCACGACUUGCAGCGACCCAAGUCUGUCUCCAGACUCCCAGGACCCGCAGGACGACGGGAAGGACUCAGAAACGGGACAUUUAUCUGAUAAAGACGUGUGCAACGAUAAUGACGAGCAGAGUGCCGUCGGGAAACGACGCGGGCCUCGGACCACCAUAAAAGCCAAGCAGCUGGAGACCCUGAAAGCGGCUUUCGCGGCCACACCGAAACCCACCAGACAUAUAAGGGAGCAGCUGUCACGGGAGACCGGCCUCUCCAUGAGAGUCAUCCAGGUUUGGUUCCAAAACCGGAGGUCCAAAGAGAGACGCAUGAAGCAGCUGAGCGCUCUGAGCGGGCGGAGACACGUGUUUUUCCGCGGGCAGAGGAGGAUGAGAGCGCUGGGAGAGAGACUGGAACCAGAAGAGCUGGGACACUUCUCCUAUUAUGGAGAUUAUCCCGGUGAAUACUAUGGCUCAGGAGGGAAUUAUGAGUACUUCCAAGGCCCACCAUCAUCUCAGGCUCAGACUCCAGCAGACCUGGGUUUUAUGCCCUCUUCUGUCCCUGCUGGCACCCCAUUAGGAGUCAUAGACCACCACCAUCCAGUGCACCACUGUCCUGGAGAGUUGCAGUGUUUCUCUGACACAGUAUCUCAUCAUCCUGCGGAUUCACCCAGUCCAGAGCCCAAUAUACCGGGCUCAAUGCACAGCAUCUCCAGUGAGAUGUGUGGCCCUGGCAAACCUUUCACCACUGUGUCUCUCAGUGACAAUGGAUACACCAACCAGCUGUCACAACCCUCCUCAGAAAUGAGCGAAGGCACUGUCUGGUAAUCCAGCCGUCACCAAACUACAAGGCACACUUGGAUUUGGAACACAAAUCAAUGCUUUUUAUUGUUUGU
This is a messenger RNA of Micropterus salmoides (largemouth bass), 1710 nucleotides long. Its product is annotated as LIM/homeobox protein Lhx1-like. The record is from RefSeq and is a predicted model, not a curated record. Lineage: Eukaryota; Metazoa; Chordata; Actinopteri; Centrarchiformes; Centrarchidae. The transcript has 5 exons. Gene Ontology annotation, molecular function: DNA-binding transcription factor activity, RNA polymerase II-specific; RNA polymerase II transcription regulatory region sequence-specific DNA binding. Bases 446 to 1642 code for a protein of 398 amino acids. Gene Ontology annotation, biological process: regulation of transcription by RNA polymerase II; neuron differentiation. Gene Ontology annotation, cellular component: nucleus.